AUGGGCAGAUUGAAAUAUGCCAUUGUAGCCAUCGAUUAUUACACCAAGUGGGUCGAGGCGGAAUCAAUGAGCACAAUUACCUCCAAGAAGGCCCUAGACUUCGACAUCAACAAUAUUGUGUGCCAAUACGGCCUCCCUCACAAAAUCAUGUCCGACAACAGGAAGCAAUUUGAUAGCAUCCACUUCAUCGACUUCUUUGAAAGACAUGCAAUCGUCAAAAGCUUCUCCGCAGUCGCAAGGCCUCAAGCAAAUGGGAAAAUGGACGCCAUGAGCAAUAUUUUGAACACUAAAGAAAAAGCUAAAAGCUUGAAGGAGCAAGUGGCUAGAAGAGUUGCCCCGCUUCUUAUGGGCAUACCGGACCAUAGAAACAACUUCAACUGGACAUACUCCCUACUUGAUGGUCUACGGAUGUGA
Humulus lupulus (European hop) is the source of this 414-nucleotide messenger RNA. RefSeq lists its product as uncharacterized. The coding region runs from base 1 to 414 and encodes 137 amino acids. NCBI's taxonomy places the organism in Eukaryota, Viridiplantae, Streptophyta, Magnoliopsida, Rosales, Cannabaceae. The record is from RefSeq and is a predicted model, not a curated record. Gene Ontology annotation, biological process: DNA integration. Gene Ontology annotation, molecular function: nucleic acid binding. The transcript has a single exon.